AAGCAUGAAAUCACUUUCAGUCUUGCUGUAAAUGGGAUGAGAAUAAAGAGGAAAGAAAAAGGAGAGAUAAUUGUUGCUGACUAUUUGGUUUUGGUUCAAUUAAAAAACUAUCUUGUUUUGUAUUAUCUCACUAACUAUUUUCUUCUUUAUUAUCUCACUUUCCCAUUGUUUUAUUUCUUGAAUAAAGAGAAAUGAACUCCACAUUCAACCCUGAAUAUUGCCGAUCAAGUGAGUUAAAAGCUUUUGAUGACACAAAAGCUGGUGUUAAAGGACUUGUUGAUGCUGGAAUUACCAAAAUCCCUCGCAUUUUUUAUCAAUCACCUGAUUCUUUAGAGAAAAAUUCACCUACUCCCGAUACCAAGUUCAGAUUUCCUGUCAUAGACCUUAAAGAUGUAGAAGAUGGUGCAGUUUCGCGCAAGGAGAUUGUUGACGGAGUACGAAAUGCAUCAGAGACUUGGGGAUUUUUUCAAGUUGUCAAUCAUGGGAUUCCUGCGAGUGUCCUUGAGGAGAUGAAGGAUGGGCUGCUUAAAUUUUUUGAGCAAGAUACUGAGCUGAAAAAGGGAUUUUACUCUCGUGAUUUAACUAAAAAGGUGGGUUACAACAGCAAUUUCGAUUUGUAUAGUGCACCAGCAGCUAAUUGGAGAGAUACAAUUGCUUUCCAAAUGGUCCCUGAUCCUCCAAAACCUGAAGAGAUGCCAGCUGCAUUCAGACAUAUAUUAGUCGAGUACAGCAAAGAAGUCAGGAAACUGGGAAGCGUACUAUUUGAUUUAUUAUCAGAAGCUCUUGGUCUGAAACCAAACCACUUGAAAGACAUGGAUUGUGAUAAGGGACUUUUUAUUUUGGGUCAUUACUAUCCAGCAUGCCCCGAGCCAGAAUUAACCUUAGGCACAAGCAAGCAUGCUGAUAAUGACUUCCUCACUGUGCUUCUCCAAGACGAUAUCGGUGGUCUCCAAGUUCUGCAUCAGAAUCAGUGGACUGAUGUUCCUCCCACGCCUGGCGCUCUAGUGGUUAACAUUGGGGAUCUUCUACAGCUUAUAUCAAAUGACAAAUUUAUAAGUGCUGAGCAUAGAGUUCUGGCAAACUAUAAAGGACCAAGAGUAUCUGUGGCAUGCUUUUUUAGCACAGCUUUAUUUCCUGUAUCAAGACUUUAUGGACCAAUCAAGGAGUUGUUAUCAGAGGAGAAUCCUCCCAAGUACAGAGAAACUACAGUGAAAGAAUUUGUUUCCCACUUCAAUGCAAAAGGCCUUGAUGGAACUUCUGCUCUGCUGCAUUUCAAGCUGUGAAAACUAGUAAUGAGAAAAAGGAGUUAGCACCGCAAUUUGAUGAACAUGUAAACUGAAAAAUCUGAAUGAUUUUUUUCUUUUAACAAUACCUGAAUAGUAUAUCAAUACAAAUCUACCUUUUAACAUA
This is a messenger RNA of Ricinus communis (castor bean), 1410 nucleotides long. Its product is annotated as 1-aminocyclopropane-1-carboxylate oxidase homolog 1. NCBI's taxonomy places the organism in Eukaryota, Viridiplantae, Streptophyta, Magnoliopsida, Malpighiales, Euphorbiaceae. The record is from RefSeq and is a predicted model, not a curated record. The transcript is spliced from 3 exons. The coding region runs from base 192 to 1283 and encodes 363 amino acids.